CGGGAAGGGGAGGAGCACGCACCCCUCCCAGCCUUGGUGCGCGCCGCGCCCCCUACCCUCUCGGUACCAAGUAGGGGACGCGCGGGCCGGACGCGCCCAGACGGCCGCGAUGGCGCCAGUGGCCCGCGGGCUCCCCUGGGGGAUGGGCCCCUGCCCGGCCUUUCGGGGCUGGGGCGCGGCCGUCUUCGUGUGGCUCUUUCUCAGAACCUUGUGCACAGCCCCGGCCAGCGCCAUCCAGGUGACGGUGUCAGACCCCUACCAGGUGGUGAUCCUAUUCCAGCCCGUGACCCUGCCCUGCACCUACCAAUUGACCACGACCCCUACGGCACCCAUCGUCAUCUGGAAGUACAAGUCUUUCUGCCGGGACCGCAUCGCCGAUGCCUUCUCCCCGACCAGUGCUGACAACCAGCUCAAUGCCCAGCUAGCAGCGGGUAACCCAGGCUACAACCCCUAUGUGGAGUGCCAGGACAGCAUGCGCACUGUCAGGGUCGUGGCCACCAAGCAGGGCAAUGCCGUGACCCUGGGAGACUACUACCAGGGCCGAAGGAUCACCAUCACAGGAAAUGCUGACCUGACCUUUGAGCAGACGGGUUGGGGGGACAGUGGCGUGUAUUACUGCUCCGUGGUCUCGGCCCAGGACCUCCAGGGGAACAACGAGGCCUAUGCAGAGCUCAUCGUCCUGGGCAGGACCUCGGGGGUGGCAGAGCUCUUACCUGGUUUUCAGGCGGGGCCCAUGGAAGACUGGCUGUUUGUGGUCGUGGUCUGCUUGGCUGCCUUCCUCGUCUUCCUCCUCCUGGGCAUCUGCUGGUGUCAGUGCUGUCCCCACACCUGCUGCUGUUAUGUCCGGUGCCCCUGCUGCCCGGACAGGUGCUGUUGCCCGGAGGCGCUGUAUGCCGCAGGCAAAGCGGCCACCUCAGGCGUCCCAAGCAUCUACGCCCCCAGCACCUAUGCUCACCUGUCCCCUGCCAAGACCCCGCCCCCACCAGCCAUGAUUCCCAUGGGCCCCAUCUACAAUGGAUACCCUGGAGACUUCGACAGGAAUAGCUCAGUUGGCGGCCACAGCUCCCAGGUACCCCUGCUUCGUGACACAGACAGCAGUGUGACCUCUGAAGUCCGCAGUGGCUACAGGAUCCAGGCCAGCCAGCAGGAUGACUCCAUGCGGGUCCUAUACUACAUGGAGAAAGAGCUGGCCAACUUUGACCCUUCUCGACCUGGUGCCCCCAAUGGCCGUGUAGAGCGGGCCAUGAGUGAAGUUACCUCCCUCCACGAGGACGACUUGAGAUCCCGGCCUUCCCGAGGUCCUGCCCUUACCCCAAUCCGGGAUGAGGAAUGGGGUCGCCACUCCCCUCGAAGUCCCAGACGGUGGGAGCAAGAGCCCCCGGUAGAGCAGCCAGGGAGUGGCUGGGGGGCCGGGCGGCCCCGUGCCCGAUCUGUGGAUGCUCUGGAUGACCUCACCCGGCCGAGCUCUGCUGAAUCUGGGAGGAGGUCUCCCCCAAGUAGGGGGAGGAGAGGUCAAGCCUAUAGACCGCCCAGAAGCCGAAGCCGAGAUGACCUCUAUGAUCAAGAUGACCCAAGGGAAUUUCCACACUCCCGGGAUUCCCACUACGAUGAUUUCAGAUCUAGAGACCGCCCUCAUGCUGACCCUAGGUCCCGCCACCACCGCUCCCGGGACCCUCGGGAGGAUGGCUCCAGGUCUGGGGACCCCCAAUAUGAUGGGCGGCUACUGGAAGAGGCCUUGAGGAAAAAGGGGCCAGCUGAGAGGAGGAGACCUUACAGGGAGGAAGAGGAGGAGGAGGCCUACUACCCUCCAGCGCCUCCCCCUUACUCUGAGACGGACUCCCAGGCCUCACGCGAGCGGAGGCUUAAGAAGAACUUGGCCCUGAGUCGGGAAAGUUUAAUCGUCUGAUCUCACUUUUUCUAUGUACCUUUUGUACUUUUUUUUUUUAAUUUGAGGGACUAAUUGAUGAUCUUGCCCUCCUAAGUCUAAUAAAACUUAUGAUCAC
Molecule: messenger RNA, 2003 nt
Organism: Neomonachus schauinslandi (Hawaiian monk seal)
Lineage: Eukaryota; Metazoa; Chordata; Mammalia; Carnivora; Phocidae
Gene: LSR
Product: lipolysis stimulated lipoprotein receptor
Exons: 10
Coding region: 110-1906 (598 amino acids)
Biological process (GO): establishment of blood-brain barrier; tricellular tight junction assembly
Cellular component (GO): plasma membrane; tricellular tight junction
Source: RefSeq, a predicted model, not a curated record